UAAGCACGGAUAGCUUAACUUUAUUUAUCCAUGCGUUAUUUACCCUUUAGGCCUCGUCUACUCGUCUAGGUGUGUAGUAAACGGUAGUAAAAGGUAGUAAAGGUGCGGAAGUAGUAAGCUUAGCAUGAAGUUAUGUGUUUGGUUAGGCCAGUGAACUGAUUUUUCAUGCUUGCUAGAAAUGUUGAGGUCAAUGAAUACGUUGGGAUGUAGUUUAAAAUAUUCGGGUUUACACGCGUUGAAUGAGUUAAGAAUAAAACCCGUAUGUGUACAGAGCGUGAGAUGGAAAAGGAAACCUAGGUGGUUACCAGUAGCAAAAAGUAAGCAAUUUCGUGUUCCAGAGCGACCGAAAUUUGAUGAAGGUGAAACGCUUGAGCUCAGAAGAUUAUACGACCGCUACAGAACGCAUUUACGAGCUGUUAGGAAGUAUUUAAAGCAAGAAUUCAUAGAUUUAUCAGCCAGUAGUUCAGCAGCACUGGAGGGAACUCAAAAUGAAGCAGAAGAGCAUCAGCUGUGUCUAAAGGAAAAUGAGGAAUGGAACAAACAAGUAGCUUUGCUACGAGAACAGCGUCUCUUACAAGAACAGGAGGCUAGAAGGGAGAGCAUUCUUGCUAAGCUAGUUGCUGCUGAGGAACGACAGAAAGAACGUAUGGAGAAAGCAGAGGAGAUGGUUCGAGAGGAAAAGGAGAGAGCUAAAUUUUAUAUCACAGCUGAUAAUAUUGAUAAAGCAAUUGAAGAUGCCCUAGCUAGUCCUGUGGAUCAUAACUAUGCUAUUGACUUGGAAGGACACAUAUAUCGAGGACACAAAACCAAACCCAGUGAUGUUCCCCCAGAUGAAUUAGAGAAGAUCCAAGUUCAGGGAUAAAUUUCAUGAAGCUUCAAAUGGUUUCACUCCACUGCUUCAUCUCAGAUAGUAGAAACUAAAUACACUAUAGGAGGUUCAUAAUGUAAGACCAUUUCAUAGCACGGGCAUAUGAUUAAUAUAUGCAAACAACUUUUAUUGUUUGUCAGUUAAUAUGAUGAAUGUGUCCAUCUGCCAAACUGAUUUUCCUUAUUAAUUUUCCUGUAAUAGGUUGAAGUUUCAGACGGGUCAGAUCCAGUGUACAUUUUUCCGUAUGCUUGUCUCUUCUCUGACUGCCCCUGUGGUCUAGUGGUCAGAAUUCCUGAGAAGUAGUGGGUCUGGAAUGGGGCCCACUCAGCCUCAUGAGGACAAUUGAGGAGGUACUUAAAUGGAAAAGUAACAGCUCCGGUCUAUAAAACGGAAAUGAACGCCCAUGGGGAUUUUGUUGCGUUGACCACGACACCCUCUGUUCACUGAAGUUAGCACUGACUUCGCCAACAAGCAGCAGUUGCUCGGUCAGUAUAGUUCCUUUGCCGACUAAAGUCAAAGUUUGAAAUUGGAGGGAAUAACCACCCUUCAUCGUGGCUCAAAACCCAUGUUAAGCUUAAGCACUCUAGUGGUCAUGUUCCUUAUGUAUCUGUGUUCUGAACUAGCUCAAGAGGGGGCCACUUCCAGUCACCUCAAGCACUCGGCUACUGCUAAGUCUGCUGUGCACCCCAGAUUUCACUAUGGCCCUUUAAGGGAUCCUGUCCUCAAUGCUUAAAGCCAACACCCUUUUGAUGAGGUCCUCCUGAUAUAUGUCAGCUCUAACCAUGCUGAGUGAAAAUCUCCAUUCUACGGCCUAUUAAAGCUGGGCACUGACAGAGUAUGCCAUAGAAGAAUUUCUCUUCCUGCAUAUGGCACGAUCUGAGAGGGCCAUAAUAUGUGGUUGCCAUCUCAGUG
Messenger RNA from Cryptotermes secundus, 1780 nucleotides. RefSeq names its product probable 28S ribosomal protein S26, mitochondrial (gene mRpS26). The record is from RefSeq and is a predicted model, not a curated record. NCBI's taxonomy places the organism in Eukaryota, Metazoa, Arthropoda, Insecta, Blattodea, Kalotermitidae. Gene Ontology annotation, cellular component: mitochondrial small ribosomal subunit. The transcript has 3 exons. Bases 179 to 862 code for a protein of 227 amino acids.